Salvia splendens (bonfire salvia) is the source of this 654-nucleotide messenger RNA. Its product is annotated as dof zinc finger protein 4. Gene Ontology annotation, molecular function: DNA-binding transcription factor activity; DNA binding. NCBI's taxonomy places the organism in Eukaryota, Viridiplantae, Streptophyta, Magnoliopsida, Lamiales, Lamiaceae. The transcript has a single exon. Gene Ontology annotation, biological process: regulation of DNA-templated transcription. The record is from RefSeq and is a predicted model, not a curated record. The coding region runs from base 1 to 654 and encodes 217 amino acids.
AUGGCUUAUUUGCUGACUCAUCACCUUCCCGACGCCCAAACCGCCGCGGCGGAUCUCUCGAAACCGCCGCGGUCUGACUGCCCGAGGUGCGGCUCAACGAAUACGAAAUUCUGCUACUACAACAACUACAACAAAUCUCAGCCUCGCCAUUUCUGCAAGGCGUGUAAGAGGCAUUGGACUAAAGGCGGCACCCUGCGGAACAUCCCCGCCGGCCGCCGCAGCAGGAAAAAGCGCCCAAGCGCUUCCGCCGCCGCUGCCGCUGCCGCUGCCGCUCCGCCGAAGCGGACGCAUCUCCUGAAUUCUCUCCCUGUCGCCAACGAUCAGAGUGAUAUGUCAGAUAUUCUCUACCAAGCCUUAAUUCGAUCCUCGUCUCCAACCUCGGCUGUUCAGGGUACAAUCCUGGAAAGCAAUGGUACAAGUACAACAUUCGGAGCAACUCAAUAUUAUACUAGUAAUACAGAAGAGUUUGCGCUCUCGAGUUUUAAUUCUGCUCCGACCUCUGCUGAGAAUGGCGACUCCACGGAGGAAUCGGCCGUCGCGAAUAGCGCGGCGGAGAUAUGGAAUUGGAAUGAGGUUGAUUUUUCAGAUAGUUUGUGGGAUCAUUCGAUGAUGACGACGUACAAAUCUCAUUUCGAAGGGUAUUAUCCACGUUGA